Vicugna pacos (alpaca) is the source of this 2832-nucleotide messenger RNA. It is a transcript of the gene CD14, whose product is annotated as CD14 molecule. Gene Ontology annotation, molecular function: lipopolysaccharide binding. Gene Ontology annotation, cellular component: lipopolysaccharide receptor complex; external side of plasma membrane; membrane raft. NCBI's taxonomy places the organism in Eukaryota, Metazoa, Chordata, Mammalia, Artiodactyla, Camelidae. The record is from RefSeq and is a predicted model, not a curated record. Gene Ontology annotation, biological process: toll-like receptor 4 signaling pathway; positive regulation of cytokine production; cellular response to lipopolysaccharide.
ACAGGGUUCAAAGAGGGAACAAAGUGACAUCUCAGGGUUAUAUAAACUCUCCGAGGUUGCCAAAGAUUUAGGACGUUUGUGGAGACUGGAAGCCGGCGAGUGUCGCCAGACAGGAAAGAAGUUACAGCCCUUCCGAGAGCCAGCCAGCCAGCCGGAGACCCAGAGGCUCUGAGGACCCAUCGACCAUGGCGCCUGUGCCCUACCUGCUGCUGCUGCUGCCACUGCUGCGCGUGUCUGCGGACGAACUGGAACCCUGCCAACUGGACGAAGAAGAUUUCCGCUGCGUCUGCAACUUCACGGAUCCGGAGCCUGACUGGUCCAGCGCCUUGCAGUGUACGGUUGCCGUCGAGGUGGAGAUCCGUGGAGGCGGCCGCAGCCUGGAACAGUUUCUAAAGAAAGCCAACGCCGACCCGGAGCAGUAUGCUGACAUGGUCAGGGCUCUGCGAUUGCGGCGGCUCACGGUGGGCGCUGCACAGGUUCCCUCUCAGCUUCUGGUCGCCGUCCUGCAUGUGCUCGGGUAUUCACGCCUAAAGGAACUGACGCUGGAGGACCUGGAGGUAACCAGCCUGCUGCCGCCGCCGCCUGUGAAAGACCCUGGGCCAGCACUCUCUACCCUCAGAAUCCAUAACGUGUCCUGGGCAACAGGAGGUGCGUGGCUCGGCAAACUGCAGCAGUGGCUCAAGCCAGGCCUCAGGGUACUGAACAUUGCGCUAACACAUCCUCUUGCUUUCGCCUGCGCACAGCUCCGCACCUUCCCGACCCUUACCACCCUUGACCUGUCUGACAAUCCUGGACUGAGCGAGCGCGGGCUGACUACGGCUCUCUGUCCUCACAAGUUCCCGGCCCUCCAGGAUCUAGCGCUACGCAACGCGGGGAUGGAGACGCCCAGCGGAGUGUGCGCAGCGCUGGCGGCGGCGGGUGUGCAACCGCACCGUCUGGACCUCAGUCACAACUCGCUGCGCGCCGCCGCCUCAGGCGAUCCCAGGUGUGUCUGGCCCCGCACACUGAGCUCUCUCAAUUUGUCGUUCGCUGGGCUGGAGCAAGUGCCUAAAGGACUGCCGCCCAAACUCAGCGUGCUUGAUCUCAGCUGCAACAGGCUGAACAGAGCGCCACGGCCAGACGAACUGCCAGAGGUGAGUAACCUGACACUGGAUGGGAAUCCCUUUCUGGACCCUGGAGCCCUCAAGCACCAAGAAGACCCGACGCUCUCUGGGGUGGUCCCAGCCUGUGCGCGUUCCGCCUUGACCGUGGGCGUGUCUGGAACUCUGGCGCUGCUUCAAGGAGCCCGGGGCUAUGCCUGAAGCCCAGGGGAGAACAAUCCACUGGCCUCAGAGUGCCCUGGCUUCUGGGGAGCCUCGUCAGGACGUCUCAACCAACCCACCCUCUACCCCCAACUUCAUUAAAAUCUUAAACAAUGGUCCGUGUCAUUCACUCAACACGUAUUUACUGGGUGUCUGCUAUGUGCUGGGCACAUUGCUGUAUAGGAACUCCGUUACACUUAAACUUUCUUCAGACUAACUCCCUAGAAACCAUACCUGCCCUAACUUAGAAAAGAACUGCAGAGGCAGAAGGGGCAGGGAAAUGUUGCCUGUCUAGGGCUGCGUGGGAGGACCAAGGGUUUCUGUUCAGUGGGGGCUUUCUAAGCAGAUUACUGGCACCUUUGUUAAGAUGUCUGAAUCAUAAACAUUCCUAGGAUGAUACAGAAUGUCUCCUCUCCAGUGCGCUUUCUAAGAGCCAGCUGCUCCUUUUCCAAGGUAAUAAAACCCAGAGCCACUUGCUUAUUCUUUCUUUCCCCCGUCCCCUAGGGAGGAGAUACAACUAUGCCACUUGUUCUACAUAAACUCUGAGUUUUAUAAUUUCAGGAUUCCUCUCCUGUAGUGUAAAGUCCCUUUGCACAUACAGCUACGCUGACUUUCACUGUGUCAUCUAAUGGGGAAUUUGAGGAUGGGGAACUGAUGCAAGAUUCUGUCAUUUAACAGUCUGUCUCUGAACCAGGGAUCUUAUGAAUAAGUUAGUAUAUGUGAAUAAAAUUGUUUCAGGCUGGCUCUUUGAUUUGCAAAUAGGAUAAUAUCUUAGACCCUUCACAGCUCCUUGGACCCUUCACAGAACAAUUAACAAUGUAUGUCCUCUGAAACACAUUGUCUCUUGUCUCAGAGACCCAGGACAUCAGCCAAGAGGCAAUGUUCCUUCCAAGGGUCCCUUCUUCAUUGCAUCAGGGAGGCAGCCACAUUUAUCAGAGGUGGAGAUAUCUGCCUCAAGGGGGACCUCAAGAGGAGUGGGAGGAGGCAGGUAAACACAGCCCUCCAGACUGCCUCCCUCCAGUGUCCAAAACCACACAGAUAGGAAUGGGGAAUGCAAAGGAACAUUGAUGGGAGAGUUAUACAGGCCAUCAGACCACAGAUUCAAGGAAUCAUAGGGAUAGCUAAAUAAACUGUCAAUCUGUGUGGCUGAACCACACUGACUCCAUUUUGUCAGCUCCACCUUAGGCCCGCAGUUCUGCGCCCUCCUCUUUCUGCAGGAGCUUUAGUCCAGCUGCAAAGAGUGAGACCAAGCCAAAUGGCUUUCCUAUCAACUUUUACUCUUGCCUUCAUCUGUGGUGAAAACUGGAAAAAUGCCUUUUGCUGACACAGUGUUUUAAUGAUCAUGAGAGCCCCAUGGAGGAAAAAGCCCCGGUUCCCUUGAAUGCAGAUGUGCUUCUUACUUGGUAGUCAAAUUCUAUUUUUAGCUUUGGCCCAUUUAAAUCCCGGGUACCCCUUUGCAGAGUGCAGCUGUGAUUAUGUAAGUAAUGCGGCUGUAAGUAAGUACCCACAAUAAACUUCAAGAUUGCUUGCU